GCACCACAUAGAUGCCGUAUGGGCUCAAUCAUGGUGCAGAUAACGUUGCUCGCAAUCGUGUGGAGUACAUUUGUGCUCGUGACAGUGGGAUUUGCUGUAAAGGUUCACUUGUGGCGACACCUCUGCUCAUCAUCCGUGGACGACCAUCACAAGAUUGAAACCCUCGCUGCAUGUAUGGCCAAGCUCCAAACCUUCCGCCCCUCCUUCUUUCAUACCAUCGAGCGAACGUUAGUUCGCCUGGCUCACCAUCUCGACUUUAUCGUUUUCAGUGCCACGCCGUUGACCUGUCUUGUCGUCACCGCCCACGGCUUGUGGCUUUGGCCUCCGCCCGACCUUCUUCAGAUGGGCGUGUUGUAUCUUGGCGUCCCGAGUGUCUGCUUCGAAGUGUUGGCGACAAGGUUGUGUCCACCAAGAUACCACCGCGCGCUGCACCACGUGGUGCUACCUCUGACUUGCGAAACGCUGUACGCUGUGCUGAUUGCAGGGUUCGUUCAUGCGGCAAUCUGCAUCUCUGGGCCAAGUAACUCAGACGCCACAUCAGGAUGUUUCGUGUUCGGGGGAGUCACGUACGUCUGCAGUGCUGACGGAGUAGGGUUGGUCUCAACCACCGUAAGUAUGGUGUGUUUCGGUGUGUUGUAUUACUCGGCAUUGACGUACAAGUGGCACCGUCGCGACCAAACGCUGGCCAUCACAUUUGGUGUGAACCCUGUCACAGCUGUCCUGGACUCUGUAGUUCGAACGGCAGCCUGUGUUCUGCUCGAAACUGUCGUGGCUAUCCUCCACCAACUCCCCCUUGUAAACGGUGACGAUCAUACUCGACUUGUGUUCGUGGUAGCCGGAGUAGUGCACGUCUUAAUCCUACUAGGCCUUUGGCGGCACCAUGCCCGCCUCCAACCCUUUCAUGGCGACGGAUACGCCAUCAACAAUCUCUGCGCGGCGAACUUUGCCUCGACGACGUACUUGUCGUUAGUGUUGAUCUUGUCCAAUGGCCCGGCCUUUCACUCGUUUCAAGUGUCGUACAUUCCGUGGGCGGUGGCAGGCACUGCGUACCCAGGUCUGGUCUUGGCCGCGUACCUCAUCAAUGCUAAAAUCGCCGUCAAAGUGGCAUUGCGUUCGGUUCCGGAGUCAUUGGACGUGUCGAGCAGGCGGGUUCAAGCCGUGGCCGCGUUAUGUGUGACGUUAGAUGACUUCGACCUGGCAGCAUGCUCACCCGAGCAUUUGAUCUCGCUCGUGACAAAACUCUCGUUUUUCCAAACUAUUCGUGUUUCCGACUUGGACGGCCAGCCCCUGGCGUAUGCAUUAGCUGCGACGUGGAAACUUGUGCAUCACGUCUACGCCGUCGCCCGUCUCGAGGUCGUAGCUCCCGACGACGAUGACCUGUCGCCGGCCUCAGAAUCCGUACCUUGGCACUUGUGGGUACAUUCUGCAACUUGUUUUGAAUCCGCCACGGGACGAACGCUGCUACUUCCAACGUCGACGGAAGUGCAAGACCACUUGCAAACCGUCUUCAACUACGCUGUCGCCUUGAUCCAUCUCCCCCAUGCCAAUGCGCGGUUCGUCGUAGCACGAACGCUCCAACAAAUGUAUGCGGUGGGCGUCGGGCCGUUGCCAUUGCCCACGUUUGUGUGCGUUCUGUGUACCUUGGCUGGCUCGGGCGACAUCUCCCCUGCGUUGGCGUCGUCGGCAGCGCUGACCUUCGUGCGCGUUUGUCGCAUGUACAACCCCAUGACCGACAUGGCCCCCGCUCUCGCCAGAGACGAUUUGAACUUGACGCAUAUGUUGGGGUUUCUUGGCCGCCCAAAGGGGGAUGGCUGCCAUGCUGCAGCUGCUACCCCCCGCCGAUCGUCAUCCUCAUCGGCCGAAGUGCUUGCACACCUCGUGCGUCUCGUGGCCCAAUACAUUCAACAGUCGUCGUUGAAUCCUACGGAUAUCCUUCCCACCAACUUUGCACAUCUCUUGCAGGCGGCGUGGUUGAACUGGCACGAUCAUUACUUUGUUGCGACAGCGUUGGAAGACUCGUGUGUGUCGAUUCAUCGGGCGGGCGAGGCGUUCACGACCCUCCACGCCGCCAGGGUUGCCAUGUCCACGGUCGCCAAAGCUCCCCCACGGUCUCCACGUUUCAAAGUCACAAGUCGUCGGAUAUAUGAAGGUUUCACGUGGGUGGAGCCACAUAUGUGGAAAGAAGUCCAGCGUCGGCAAGCGCUUCGAGGGGAGUUUGCCAACGUCGUCCAAGGGCUUGUGCAGGAAGGCCUGGGGGGUCAUCUACCACCAGGUGACUUGAAUGGACGGGGUCAGAUGUUGCUCGACAAGUUUCUCGGCAUGCUCGAAGUGUCCCGCACGCUUCUCCUGGGCCACCUCCACGACUCGUUUUCGCUCAACGAAGUGGCGUAUGUGCGGCACCUUGAGCUCGUCGCCCAAUUACAAGGCACCACCACAUCCGUCGAAUCAGUGGCGUGACGGGGUUUAUCAGAGUUUGCUGCUUGCUACCAGUACGCAAAAACCCAGGACUUUGCAUACGGGAACUCCUAAUCGAUUGAUUUAUAAAAAGAUUACUACAUUGCAC
Aphanomyces astaci is the source of this 2563-nucleotide messenger RNA. RefSeq lists its product as hypothetical. NCBI's taxonomy places the organism in Eukaryota, Oomycota, Saprolegniomycetes, Saprolegniales, Verrucalvaceae. The transcript has 5 exons. The record is from RefSeq and is a predicted model, not a curated record. The coding region runs from base 19 to 2457 and encodes 812 amino acids.